Messenger RNA from Cinclus cinclus, 1503 nucleotides. It is a transcript of the gene TYSND1, whose product is annotated as trypsin like peroxisomal matrix peptidase 1. The transcript has 4 exons. NCBI's taxonomy places the organism in Eukaryota, Metazoa, Chordata, Aves, Passeriformes, Cinclidae. Gene Ontology annotation, biological process: protein processing; regulation of fatty acid beta-oxidation. Gene Ontology annotation, molecular function: serine-type endopeptidase activity. Gene Ontology annotation, cellular component: peroxisome. The coding region runs from base 1 to 1503 and encodes 500 amino acids. The record is from RefSeq and is a predicted model, not a curated record.
AUGGCGGCGGCGCCGCCGUGCUGCGCGGUGCGGGUUGCGGACGGCGGCGGCCGCGGCGGCUGCAGCGGGCUGGUGCUGAGCCGCCGCCCCGCGCUGGUGCUGUGCCACGCCGCCGUCUUCGCGCCGUUCUUGCGCGCCGGCCCCGCCGCCUGGGCACGGCCCGCCGCGCUGCCGCCCGCCGCGCUGCGGCCGUGCCCGCGCCUCAGCGUGGUGCUGGGCGCCGAGGCCGGCGGGCUGCGGGAGCUCGAUGCGCGGCUGCUGGCGCUGGUGCCGUGCUCGGCGUUCCGGCGGGCGCUGGAGCGCGGCCUCGGGAGGGCGGAGCGGUGGCGGUUCGGGGCCGAGGAGGAGGCGGGCACCGAGCCGCGGGCGCUGCCCUGGUUCGCCUGGCUGCGGGUGCCCGGGCUGGACGCGGUCGAGGGCGGCUGGGCGGCGCGGGCCAGCGCCGGCUGCCUGCGGAAGGGGCAGGCGCUGCUGGCCUGCGGGUCCCCCUUCGGAGACCUGUGCCCCGAGCUCUUCCUCAACACGCUGAGCCGAGGCGUGGUCAGCAACCUGGCGGGCGAGGAGAACGCCCUGGUGCUCACCGAUGCCCGCUGCUUGCCCGGCACCGAGGGCGGCGCCGCCUUCGUGCCCUCGCCCGACGGGCCGCGCGUGGUGGCCGUGAUCGCCGCCUCCUUCUGCUGGAAGGGCGCCGAGUGGGUCGGACUCACGCUGCUGUGCUCGCUCGCCGCCAUCCUGCGCAGUAGCGCCGGCGUCCUGGACGAAGCCGGGGUCGUGGUGCCGCCGGUGCCGGCGUGGGUGGCCGCGGUGCCAGCGAGCAGCGGGCCGGACCCCCUGGGCUGGACGGCGCUGGUGGAGUGCGGGGCGACCUGGGGCUCCGGGGUGCUGCUGGCACCAAGGAUGCUCCUCACCUGCCGGCACGUCGUGGAGGCCAGAGCCCCGCUCCAUGUGACACCGGCGGCCGGCCCCGGCCAGGAUGCCGCCGAGCUCAGGGGACGUGUGGUGUUUGCCACCGAGGAGUCGUCCCCCUUCGACGUGGCCGUGGUGGAGCUGGAGGAGAGCGUGCCAGGCUUCGUCCCGCCGUGCCUGACCGACACCUUCCUCCCAGGAGAAGAGGUGAACGUGGUGGGCUUCGGGGCGUUGGGGCGGGCGUGCGGCCCCUCGGUGACCGCCGGGGUCCUCUCGGCCGUGGUGGCGGUGGCCGGGCGCCCUGUCAUGCUGCAAACCACCUGUGCCGUCCACGGGGGCUCCAGCGGCGGCCCCCUCGUCUCCUCCCGCAGCGGAUGCCUCAUGGGCAUCGUGGCCAGCAACACCCGCGACACCGGGGCCGGGGCCACCUACCCCCACCUCAACUUCUGCAUCCCUAUCACCGUCCUGCAGCCCCUCGUCGCGCGCUACCGCCGCACCGGCGACCCCGACGCCUUCGCCGGGCUCAACCGGGUGGGUGAGGGGGUGCGGGCCACUUGGCAGCUCCAGCAGCGGCCAGGACCCCUCAGCAAGCUCUGA